Messenger RNA from Talaromyces stipitatus ATCC 10500, 463 nucleotides. RefSeq lists its product as uncharacterized. The record is from RefSeq and is a predicted model, not a curated record. The annotation marks the transcript as partial. Lineage: Eukaryota; Fungi; Ascomycota; Eurotiomycetes; Eurotiales; Trichocomaceae. The transcript is spliced from 2 exons.
CUUCCUAGCGAGUGUACGGAUUGAAGACUCACCUCAAUGCGAAUGUGGCCUUGGGGAUCAGGAUACGGCCCACGUCCUCAUACGGUGUCCUACCCAUAUAAACCUGCGUAUGGAGACUCUCUGGAAAGAAGCACGCGAAACAGAUUAUCGGAAGCUCCUUAGCGAACCUCAGUGGGUUCGGCAGAGUAUUGAAUUUAUGAUGCGGACUGGUCUAUUGACGCAGUUCCAUCACAGUAACCAUGUUGAUUCGGCUUGGACGGAUCAGCCACUUGACACGUUUGGAAAUAGAACCGGGCACCAAAACAUAAAUAUCACGUCACCCCGCACCGAGAUCCUUCACUCAUUUUGUAUAUAUACACAUUUCCUUUGUUGGUUCGGCGUUCUGUUCGCUCGUUAUCUGUUGUUGGUGGUCUUCGGAUCUGGAUACGGAUACGUGUCGAGACUUUCGCGUGGAGUUGACUAA